Messenger RNA from Rhododendron vialii, 1709 nucleotides. Its product is annotated as E3 ubiquitin-protein ligase ATL31-like. Lineage: Eukaryota; Viridiplantae; Streptophyta; Magnoliopsida; Ericales; Ericaceae. The transcript has a single exon. The record is from RefSeq and is a predicted model, not a curated record. Bases 119 to 1024 code for a protein of 301 amino acids.
ACCACAUCAUGAUUUUGUCCCGACAUUCAUUUUUCUUUCCAUAUCCAUAUCCAUACUAUUAAAAGAAGCGACAUAAACCCCCCCAUCGAAAUAAACCGGAAAAGAAAUUUGCUUUUCGAUGGUGAUCUAUUAUCUGCUACUGCUAGUAUUAUUACUACCCACGACCAUGACGGUGGAUGGCGGCGCAGCCGUUGUUGUGUCGCCAUCCGCUGCCGCGCAAACACCUUCGGAUGAAUCGGAUUUUCCUCUUGCGGACGACUUCUUCUCUUACCGCAAUUCAACAGCAACUGCCAUCUUCGCGGUCCUGUUGUUCGCCUUCCUCUUGACUGGCUUCACCACCAUCUACAUCCGCCACUGCGCCGGCGACGAUGGCGACAACAGAACAAUACAUCGUUUCGCCGCCGCCAGCCGCCCACCCCGGCUAUCCUCGAGCGGUGGCCUCAAUCCAGCGGUGAUAAAAUCGUUCCCGCUAUUUAACUACUCGGAGAUCAAACACCUCAAAAUCGGCAAAGGAGCGGUAUCGUGCGCCGUGUGCGUAUCCGAAUUCGGAGAUAACGAGAGGCUGCGGUUGUUACCCAAGUGCGACCACGCGUUUCAUCCCGAGUGUAUCGACCCCUGGCUGGCUUCUCACUCCACCUGUCCGAUAUGCCGAGCGAGUCUGAUUCAAGGAAUUGAGCCGACUCAGUCGACGGAGGAGUGUAAUUCCAGGCCUGAACUCACGGAAGUGCAAAAUCAGAAUCAAAUUUCAGUUACUGUUGAUGAAGUUUAUCGGACGGAUACGGAGCCGAGAGAGCGAGUGAGGACGUUUCCGAGGCCGCACUCGACGGGUCACUCACUGGUUGGACUCGGGGAGGACUGUGAGAGGUAUACCCUGAGGUUACCGGAGGAGGUGAGUAGGCAGGUGGACCAGUUAGACCGGGGUGGGACGUCGGACCGCUGGUUUUUCAUCACGUCUCCAUUUUCCUCAAGAACCGGUCUUAUGAAAUCGCCGCUUGAACAAAUGCCUACUCGAUCUCCUGUUUAAAACUGCAUGGAAUUUUUAUUGCCAGAGUAAUUCGGCUGUCAAGGAGUGAUUUUUCGGUGCCGAGCAGGUAUAUCCUACGUGGUACUAUUCGCACGGCGCAUCCGAGCCGUCUGAUAUACUUUUGGACGGCUUGGAUUAAAACCCUCUCUUUCCUCUCACUCAAUAUUUUCUCUCUCAUUUUUCUCUCUCCAAUUCUGAAAGUUCAAACAUGUAAUAGACAGCUCGGAUGCGCGAGCAGAUACUACGUAAUAUCCGCUUGGCACUGAAAAAUUCUCUGCUAUCAAGACCGGUUAGUUCAAUGGAUUGGCGAAAAUAGAAUAAUGUGCAUACGGUGGGCUACAUGAAAAUGUGCGGUAGCCAUCCUACAAACUUCAGAAGGAAAGAAUCUGCCUGGUCCGCGGUCCAAUUUUGGACUGCAGAGAUGUGGUCUAAGUGAUUGCAAUCGUCGGAUGAUAUUUUUAAUGAUCCAGAUUUGUAUUCAUAUUCUUACUGGUGAGAAUAUACUCUUACCAAUAAAAGUUUCAGCAAACGAAAGGGGUGUUGCAUGAUGACGUAUCGACGAACUUAUCGAGUAGAACUAGAUAUGAAUUUAAGAAUUUAAUUUAGGUAGGGUUCCGCCGGCUUAUCCCUGUUAUGUGAGUCGAGUUUGGUAAACGAAAUGAAAUUUGAAGAAUGUUUUGGUCAA